AUGAAGCUACCGUAUCUGGCUCGUCGACUUGCUGUCAAACUUAUGGGAACCAAUGAGCAAAUAAACUUCUCGCUGAUCUCCCGGAACUCCAAACGCCUUGUCCAAUGCGUCACCAAGACACCCGACUACUUCGAGGCAACAAUUCAAGGCCAAAUCAUCUGUCUAGACACAAAUCUAGAGGAUAUGAAACAUCUGAAACUAGUGUUCCUUCCAGAACUGAGACUAGGCACUUGUCAAGUGCCAGUGGCCCCAUUGGUCGUCAAAUCAGCCAUCAGUUGCAGAGGAUGUGAGUUGGAGAAGGCGGAGUUUAGUACGAGGGAUUGGAUUAACCAUUUGGUGGAUAUAUUCCAUUGUAAGACACUCAAAUUGACAUUUGAUCAGGGAUCCGCUUAUUAUAAUUUGGUAUCGAUAAGGGAUCUAUUUCAAGGAUUCGAUAUUAUUGGGCUAGCCAUCCAGGACACCUAUAGAGAGCACGCUCUAAAAAUUCUCUGGAUAUUCCAGCCAGUGUUGUCAAUCAUCCACCAGUUGUCAAUUAUCAGGGUCCCAUUUGAAUUAGAAGAUAUGGAGUACAUCCACGGUGUCGUAUUUCUAAAUUACGAUUAUUUAAAACUAGCCGGACCUUCUGAUCUAGGAAUCGAAGCGGUGAUGGAUAUGAACAGCAAGAUCAUAGAAAUAUUGAACCCUGAAAUCGAUGCAUUUGAGCUGAACUUAUUCGUUCAAGAAUGGAUGAAUAUUACCACCAGUGCAAGUAUGGAGACACUCACAAUCUUGUUGCAAAAGCAGGAGACUGUUGAAUUUUAUGAACACGUGAUUCUCGACGAAAUUCCGCAUACAGUGGUGCCAAGAGAUCGUUUCAAAAAGUUCCACAUGCCAAUCAAUUCAAAUUCAUGGAAUAAAAUGGAUCGAAUCGUUGGACAGUAUGAGAUUCAAGGGUGGGAAGAGAGGAAAGCGACGAUUCAGUUGGAUGUCUAUGGAAAUGAGAUCAGAUUUAAACUCUAUCUCUCCCUGAUCUCCAAAAACGCCAAGAAGCUGGUGCAGUGCGCUCCUCAACAAGUCACCUUCCUUGAACUCCACUUUCAACACAAAAAAAUCGAGGCGGCCUCUGAUGGAAUGGAUCAUAUAUUGUUUGGCGGGCUGGAAUCUGAUGUUCCGUCUUCAGUGACAACAGGAGAGAUGGUUCUAUCAAAGCUUGGAUAUGAUUUGGAUAUAAAGGACUGGGUGUGUCAUUUGACGGAUGUGUUGAAGUGUAAAGAUAUUCGACUAUUUUUCGAAUACGGAUCCCAUCUCUAUCCCCUAAACUCUCUGGGACACCUGCUACAAGGUCUGACUAUUAUCCGUAUCACAAUCCAAGACACCACCGACCAUUACUCCCGCCGGAUCCUUCAAAUGUUCCAGGAUGCUCGUGAACUUUUAGUUUUUAAGAACCCAAUGGAGCAAUGGGAUGACCAAACCCAUAACACCGUGUUGAGUAGACAUUUAGACUUUUUUCGAUUCGGAGAGGAGUACAAAAUCGGGAUGGAUCGACUACUCAGAAUGAAUAACUGCAAGGUUAUUGAAAUGUGUGGAUGUUCUAAGAUUAGUGUGAACGAAUUGAAUGGAUUUGUUAAGACAUGGAUUACCCGGACUACCAAUCAAAACUUGGAGAUAUUGACGCUGGUCCUGGCAAAGAACCGAGUUGGGAACAACUACCAGAAUGGAAUUCUUGCUGGAGUCCACCACUCGAUUAUACCAAGAGCUAACCACAAAAUGCUCACAAUGCCAUACGCCUCUGCUCUCUGGGAAGACGUACCCCGUAUAGUUGGACAGUAUGAGGUACAAAGAGUGGAUGGGAAGAAUGCGACGAUUCAGUUUGAUGAGGUUGGAGGUGUGGCUAGGUUUAAAUUUGUUGUUGGGCAAUGA
Caenorhabditis remanei is the source of this 1899-nucleotide messenger RNA. RefSeq lists its product as uncharacterized. The transcript has 3 exons. Bases 1 to 1899 code for a protein of 632 amino acids. The record is from RefSeq and is a predicted model, not a curated record. NCBI's taxonomy places the organism in Eukaryota, Metazoa, Nematoda, Chromadorea, Rhabditida, Rhabditidae.